AUACCCGUUCCUGACCUGUCCCGCUCGUCACUCAAAUGCGCCCGCCGCCGCGAUGACCACGCUCCUCCGCCGCCUCCUCCGCGCCGCUCCCGCUCCCGCCCCCGCAUCCCUCUCCGGCCACCUCCCCUUCUCCACCAGAUCCCGUCGCACGCCGCACCGCUUCCGCCGCAGCCGCCGUGGGCCCAACCCCCCGCCGCCCUCCCCCGACGCCGUCUCCGCGGCCAUCGCCUCCCUCCCCUCCCGCCUCACCCCGCCCGUGCUCGCCUCCUCCCUUGCGUCGACCUCCGACGCGCGCCUCCUCCUCCCGCUCCUCACCCACUCCCUCCGCAUCCCCGCCUUCCGCCCCGCCCCUGCCCCCUUCCUCGUCGCCAUCAAGCGCCUCGCCACCGCCGACCUAUACGCCGAUUUCGAUCGCGCCUGCGCGCUCUUCUUCUCCCUCCUCCCCUCGCUCCCUUCCCCCGGGCCCCUCCUCCGCACUGCGCUGUACUUCUACUGCCAGUUCCGUAGGCUCGGCAAGGCCUUCCACGUCUACACCCUCAUGCGCGCUUCCGCCGAUCCCUCGGCGCGCCCCUCCGCCGAUACCUACCACGCACUCUUCACCGCGCUGCUGUCGCGCGGCGGCGGCGACACCAUGGUCCACUACAUGUACAUGGACACCGUCUCGGCACUGUUCAGGCAGAUGCUCGAGGAGGGAAUCCCGCCGGACACCCGCGCGCUCAACGUGCUCGUCAAGGGCUACGCGCAGUCGCUGCACGUCAACGACGCGCUGCGCGUGUUCCACCAGAUGCGGCCCCUGUACGGCUGCGAGGCGGACGCGUUCACGUACAGCUACCUCGUGCACGGGCUCAGCGCGCAGGGCCGCACCAGGAACGCGCGGGAGCUGUUCGAGGAAAUGCGCGUGAAGGGGCUGGUGCCGACGGAGCCGGCGUGCAACGCGUUCGUCAGCGCACUGGCGAUGGCCGGGGAGGUCGAGGAGGCGGAGCGGGUGAUGUGGGAAAUGGCCAGGGCCGGGAGGGUGGUGGAUGACAUCACAAGGAGGGCGGUGGUGGAGGAGCUGUGGAGGGCCGGGAAGAGGGAGGAUGCUGACAGAAUAGUGAGGGAGAUGGAGGAGAGGGGCAUUUUGGGUGCCCGUGAGCGGCAAGUGCUCCUGGGAUCAAUCCAUGACGACUCCGGUGAUGACAAUUUGGACAUCGACGACAGAGGGAGGAGCACACGGUGACGGCCGGCUCUUAAAUGGCGGUGACCGAGGUAGGACACGAUGACGGGCCCUUAGCAAGAGUAACUACUACAUGCGACAUUGAUCUGAAUUCGGAAAGUAUGCAUCCCAUGCAAGUAUUGGUAACCCGACAGCAACUGUCUUAAAGACAAUCAGAAGUAUUUACUGGAAAAUUUUGUGAGGACGGAACUGUAAGAUUGAUAUAUAAAAUACAUUUGCUAUGGGUGCUUUUGGUGUCUAGAUCACCCAUAAAAAAGUA
Phragmites australis (common reed) is the source of this 1475-nucleotide messenger RNA. RefSeq names its product pentatricopeptide repeat-containing protein At2g27800, mitochondrial-like. Lineage: Eukaryota; Viridiplantae; Streptophyta; Magnoliopsida; Poales; Poaceae. Gene Ontology annotation, molecular function: protein binding. The record is from RefSeq and is a predicted model, not a curated record. The transcript has a single exon. The coding region runs from base 53 to 1219 and encodes 388 amino acids.